Messenger RNA from Meloidogyne enterolobii, 933 nucleotides. The record is from the annotation of a GenBank genome assembly. Lineage: Eukaryota; Metazoa; Nematoda; Chromadorea; Rhabditida; Meloidogynidae.
UCGUCUUCAGUCAUUUCUAUUUUUAUUGAAAAAAUUUUUAAACUUGCAGAAUUCUUCGACAAACAAGUGGUUAAAUCGGGGGGAUUUUUUAAAAUUAAAUACUUCAUACUGCUAAUCCUUUGUUUAUUUUCUGGGAAACUUGCCACAAAUUAAAAUCUUAUAUUUUAUAAGAAUUUCGGCUAACAGUAAUAAUCUGAACAAUUAUGAUGACAAAACUCACUUACACCCCUGUUAUAACCAAAAAAUAGAGGGCCUCUUAUACUGAAGAUUUAUUAAUGAGAGUUUUAGCACAUCUUUGAGGGGUGUAUACAAAAUAGAGUUAUCUGUAUCAAUUAAUUAUUCUCAAUUUUAGACAUUAUGGUCAGUUUGCGUAACAGUAAUAAUCGGAACAAUAAUGAUGAUAUUGGCUCUAGUUAUGACUGUUGCUGGAUAUUUCGAUAGCGAUUAUUUUGUCCCAGAAACUUCUCAAAACGGAAAUACCUCAAAGGAUAAAGAAAAGCCUGUUGGUUGGCUUCGUUUUAUAUUGAAGAGUAUGCAAUAUGUUGGCCCUAUUUUAAUGGGUCUUGGAAUGUUUCUGCUAAUUGUUGCUUGUGUAAUUACUCUAGAAUCUCGAGAUCGGCACGCCCAGAUUGGUGUGGGGAUAAAUUGAGGGAGAAAUAUAUUGGGGAAUUUUAAUUAAUUAAGAGGACGUUUGGAGGGGGGGGGGGGGAGGAGGGUUAAAAGUUGUAAUAAAUAUUGCCUGAAUACGAGAUCACAGGUUUAAUUCUUAACUAGAGCAAGGCUUUUGCUUAGCUUUUACUUCAACAAUUGAUCCCUUCCAAAGCUCCACUACUUGUAAAUUUUUUUUUGAAAAUUGGAUUUUCAUUAAAAAAUGAAAAAGAUAACCAUCGAAAACCGAAACGUCCAAAUCCAUAUUUAAAAAUUUAAAAAAAU